AACGCGGAGCUUUCGGUAGGAAACUCGGGACACGCGAGACACUGUGUUUCGCGGGUCACGUACGUCACUGUACGCGCGUGGCUCGUGCGUUUCGGCAAUCUGAACUAACGGGAACAUUACAAGUUUACAGAGAAGAAAACAGGUGAAACAUGAAAUUUCUUUAUAUUUGUCCCAUAAUGGUUAGAAAUUGAAGAUAGAUACGUAUCACGUAUACUCUCGCCUACCGAACAACGAUUAAAACAAUUCAACGCAAUUGAAAAACCGCUUAAUAUUCGCCGGUCGUAUACGUCUACCAAAAUGACUACAAUUUAAAUAAAAUGCACGGACUGAAUAACACAACGGUCGAGGAUCAGGCUCUACUGAUGGCGGCCGUAGGAUACGUGGCUGCCGCUUGCGUAUUAUUCCUGGUCGGAUUCUUCGGUUUCUUCCUCAAUUUGUUCGCCAUCGUGCUGAUGUGGAGGGACAAAGAGCUGUGGACACCUCUCAACGUCAUUCUCUUCAACCUCGUUUGCAGCGACUUCUCUGUGGCAGUCCUAGGGAACCCUUGGACUAUGGUGUCGGCUGCAUCUUACGGUUGGAUCUUCGGCCGAUCAAUGUGCAUCGCGUAUGGUUUUUUCAUGUCUUUGUUGGGUAUAACAUCGAUAACAACUCUGACGGUGCUGGCAAUGGAAAGGUACGCCAUGGUGUCCAGGUCAUUUCACACUACCAGGUGCGUCAGCAUCCGCCAUGCGGGGUUCAUGGUGGCUGGCAUUUGGUUGUACUCGUUUACCUUGACGGUACCGCCAUUGGUAGGAUGGGGUAGAUAUUCGAUUGAGGCGGCCAAUAUAAGCUGCUCCGUCAAUUGGGAAGAUCGGUCGGUCAACGCAAAAACCUACAUUAUAUACCUGUUCUUUUUCGGCCUAUUCCUCCCUCUGAUCGUCAUUAUCUUCAGCUACGCGCACAUCAUCAGGACCACCAGGAAGAAUAAAAUGAGAAUGGGACAGCUGCGCAAGGUCGAAGCCCGUAUAGCCUACACCAUCCUGCUGAUGAUCACAGCAUUCCUGCUGGCUUGGACCCCGUACUCCGUGUUCGCUCUGCUAGUUCAAUUCGGCGACCCUACCCUUAUAACCCCCGCCACUGGGGUUCUUCCUGCUCUCCUAGCCAAGAGCAGCAUCUGCUACAACCCAGUGAUAUACGUUGGUCUUAAUAGUCAGUUUAGGCAACACUUCAGGCAGAUAAUUAAGCUGAAGAGAGUCAGGAGCAGCGAGGAGUGCAAGAUGGCGGUCUCCAAAUACGUUACGUCUGAGUUAGUGACCGAUGGGAGGCACACUAGAUUGACCAGCGAUAAGAGACAAGAAGAAAAUAGUAAUCGCAACUCGAGGGCCAUAGACAUGGACGUUUGAUCCAGUGGAAUAAACAGUUUGUUUGUUUUUGUCAAAUGUUCCUUGCAAUGUAUUCCCGCCUGUAUAAAAUGACGUCUUUACUAUUUGUUUCCUGUGGAAUUGCAACUUCUGUUUGGUUUUUCUAAAAUAGCAUGGAAGUGAUGACUCAUAUCGAUUUUCCGGAACAUAAAUACGAAUUCAAUUUGUGAUACAGUGAUAACCAAAAACAGGAUAAACAAUAUUUUUAAAUAAAUAUUUUUGUGUAAUUU
Molecule: messenger RNA, 1630 nt
Organism: Cylas formicarius (sweet potato weevil)
Lineage: Eukaryota; Metazoa; Arthropoda; Insecta; Coleoptera; Brentidae
Product: parapinopsin-like
Exons: 7
Coding region: 318-1382 (354 amino acids)
Biological process (GO): G protein-coupled receptor signaling pathway
Cellular component (GO): photoreceptor outer segment; membrane
Molecular function (GO): G protein-coupled receptor activity
Source: RefSeq, a predicted model, not a curated record